Molecule: messenger RNA, 1103 nt
Organism: Prunus mume (Japanese apricot)
Lineage: Eukaryota; Viridiplantae; Streptophyta; Magnoliopsida; Rosales; Rosaceae
Gene: ERF4
Product: ethylene responsive element binding factor 4
Biological process (GO): regulation of DNA-templated transcription
Molecular function (GO): DNA binding; DNA-binding transcription factor activity
Source: RefSeq, a predicted model, not a curated record
CCUCUCUCUCCCAACAAGCCUCCUUCCUCUCUCUCUCUCUCUCUCUAAGUCUCACAUCAAUCUCCCCAAGCACAAAAACCAUGGCUCCGACGUCGCCCAAGUCCCCAACCAAAUCCGGCUCCGAAACCCCGAGCCCAAACUCCAAAGAGAUCCGGUACCGCGGUGUCCGCAAGAGGCCAUGGGGCCGCUACGCAGCCGAGAUCAGAGAUCCCGGGAAGAAGACGCGCGUCUGGCUCGGGACCUUUGACACUGCCGAGGAGGCAGCGCGUGCCUACGACAAGGCGGCGCGUGAGUUCCGCGGGGCAAAGGCGAAGACCAACUUCCCCACCCCCGCUGAGCUCCAGCUCGAGGCCGCCGCCAACAUCAACAGCCACAACAACAACAACGUGCCGAAGGCUGCCGCGGCAAACAACAGCCCCAGCCAGAGCAGCACCGUGGAGUCCUCGUCCCCGCCGCCGCCUCCGCUGGACCUCUCUCUAGCGCCCCAUUUCGCUGCCGGCGCGGUCCCCGUGGCGCGUCCUGUGCUCUUCUUCGACGCCUUCGCACGCGCGGAGAACGCGGCCGCCCUCCAGCGCGCCCGCGAAAUGUGCAGGUUCGAGCGAGCGGUUGCGGCUCCCUCCUCCGGCGGGGCCCACAGCGACUCGUCCUCGUCCUCGGUGGUGGAUUUCGAUCGCAGCCUUCCCAACGGACGGCUCGAUCUCGACCUCAACCUCCCUCCACCAUCGGAAGUCGCCUGACGCCGCCCCGCCAACCAAGAUCGCGUCUUUUUUUUUAUCCGGUCUUAAUUUGUUCUUUCUUUUUUAGCUUAAAAAGAACCCUCCUAGGCUGUUUAGAGAGCGAGAAAGCAAGAAGCUCGAAGCUGACAUGUAUUUUGAAUUAGCCCUACAUGCAGUUGUUAACUGCUCUACAUGUUGUAUAUACCGAAAGAGAAACAACCCAAGCCUUUUCCUUUUUCCAUCUGAGAGAGAGAUCUUAGUUUUCUCUCUUUGUUGUCUAGUAGCAGUACAUGUUCUCAAAUCUGCAAAUGAAAUGAACCAUUUCAUUCUGUAUCACUCGGUUGUUUACUGUUUGUUUGCCCAGAAACCGCAAGAAAAUGAAAAAAG